AUGUAUAUAAUAGCGUUUUACCUCAGUCUUCUCUGUAAAGUGGCUGGUGGGUUAGAAUACAGUGGACCUGCAAUUACUUUGAAGGAUGCUUUAUCAUCUGUGGAAUACGCUGGCAUUCCGCUCAUCUCCGAAACUUCUGUCUUUAUCGAAUUUUAUGGAAAUUCCCUGCAGGGUCGACUGUUUUACGCAGAGAACGCUACAAUGGGGACUUUUAUCUCACUUAAAAUAAACCGCCCUGGCACACUAAGAUUUGAGAUGAAAUUGACUGCCACCAACAGAAGUCAUCAAUUCAUCAUCCUUAGUGCUCCUUUAGACCGCACCACUAAUCGAUGGCAUAGCGCCGACCUGCGCAUUUCCUUAAAGAAGAAAGUGGUCAUACUGUUCGUCGAUGGCAAGAAUGCCUAUCCAAUUCAUAUUGAUGAUGUUGUGGCCAACGCUGCAAGGUACUCCUUUGGUCCUUACCUGCACGUGGGCCGUUUGCCACCGAAUCUUCAGGCAGAUGCAAGCAAAGUAGUUCACUUUACAGCUGCUAUGGAGUCCGCAUUUGUGGGGAACCUUAGGAAUAUCUUCGCUAACGGCAAAGCACUUUUACCUCUAAAGGUUCUUAAUGGGGCUGAAAUUGCCCCUGGACUAUCAUAUUGCUAUCGGUUGAGACGGGAGGCCGGUAAAAUUGGCGGCAGCCACUGGUUUUGUCCACGAAACUCAAACUGCAUAGACGGACUCGACGGUUCUAAAUGUGGAUGUUAUAAUGACAAGCAGAAACUAGACACUUGUCAAUUUCGUAAGGCACCUACCUUUUAUAACUUUCCAAGUGAUUUUUAG
This is a messenger RNA of Hydatigera taeniaeformis, 822 nucleotides long. Lineage: Eukaryota; Metazoa; Platyhelminthes; Cestoda; Cyclophyllidea; Taeniidae. The record is from the annotation of a GenBank genome assembly.